AUGAAGAUUUUCUUAUUUGUUUUGUCUAUCCUGGAACGAGCUCUAACUUCUGCCAACCACCAAGAACUUCCUCGCGGUCAUGGAGAAGAACUUGGCAAACACAGAGACAGCGAUGGGCAUGUAGAGACUUUGCAACAACUUCCAUCGCCUCAGGAGUUUUGGGACCAAUAUGCAAGUUUGCGAAAACCUGUUGUUUUUCGCGGAGCAGCUAAAAAAUUUCCCGCGUUCCAUUUAUGGACUGAUCAAUAUUUAAAAGACAAUUAUGGCGAGUUAGAAGUUAAACUGGAGGCUAAACGCGAGAAAGAUCAUGUUCCUGUUGGGGAAAGGGGUCUUGGUCGUGACACGAUUCGUAGUUUUCUGGAAACUUAUCAACAGAAAGAUUCCUAUACUGUGUCUCAGCUGCCCGAUCCGUUGUCAACAGAAGUUUUCGUGUUACCCUCCCUGAUGUGUGGUUCUUUCAGUGAGAGAAUUUUAGAAGCAAAUCUUUGGUUGAGUUCGGGCGGAACUCGCAGUAUGUUGCAUAAAGAUGCAGACAAUGCCAUUAAUUGCUUGCUCAAUGGCACCAAAGACUGGAUACUCAUUCACCCAGAAAACGAACAAAACGUACGAUCUUGCAGAUAAGAAUUAUUUUGAAAUCUUCAUUUCGUUUUUUGAUGGAAAGAUGGCUUCAAAUAAUUUUUUUUGUCAAAGAAAGCUCUCUUGAAUUGAAAUUUGUCACUUCAUUCAAAGUUGGAAAUUUUUCAUGCUUCCUUGCUCUAUUCUUCAAUUCGUAGAUCUUUUGUACUGAGAUCUGCAUCUCAAAAAGUCAUCACCUUUGUCAUUGACGCCCUCAGAAAAACACUUUGUUGUCAAAUUUACCUUAGAAACUAGUUCAGAUUUUUUAAAAUAUGAACCUUUGCCAUGGUAAUGAAGUAUUUGAAAUCUGAUAGCAAUUAACAUGAUAAAUUCUUUAGUUUUGAUACUCGAUUGCUCAAUUUUUAAAUUCGUAUGAACUAUUUACUAAGCUUCCGCAUUUAGCAAAAGGUCCGCUGCGUAAAUAAUUGCUAAGCUUGGUGAACAAAACGUGGUAAAUAACCACUGUUAUUACCUGUAUGAAACAGGUGUUUUUUCGUUGAAUAAUUUACUUAUAAAUUGUUUCUUUAAGACGUUUAGUCCACUAUCUCUUUUAACUGAUUCACAAUCUUUAGUGAUGAGAAAACUUUAUUUGAAAAUCUUUGUGACUUUUUCAAAUCUUUGUUAAGAAAAAAAAUGGAAAGCUCCUGUGGACAGUUGUGGUUAUGGUUUUCAAUUGGAUUUUCCCUUUUAAAAUUUCUCAAGUGAAAAUAUUUUUCCUUAAGUCUAGAUUGUUUCCAUAAAUUUGAGAUUUCUUAAGUUGACACUUUCAUUUAAUUGAGAAUUUUUUAAAGUCUUAGAUGAUCUAUUUUCCUUACUGUUAAGAAAAUUUUCAACUUGAGAGGGAAUGGUACUCAACUUAAUUGGGAAGAAUAUCCUUGUGCAGAAAGUUCUUUGCUUUCAUGUAAGGAAAACAAUCUUGAUCCAGUUAAGCCUUUGAGUUGUAGCAGCUAUUCACAAGAGAUCUGAUGUCUUUACUAAUAUUUGUGGAUUGCAGAUACCAGUUGCUGAUGGGGACAGAGGCUAUGGAGGGUUUGCCACAUUGGACGUUCAAAGUGUAAAUCUUAUCAAAUAUCCCAAAUUCAAACAAGUUAGAUGGCAGUAUGCAAAUAUGACACCAGGAGAUUGCCUGUUCUUGCCUUACAGUAAGCACUACUUACUAGCCAUAUGAUGAAACCAAAGUAAAAAAUUUUUGUCUUUUUAUUGGUUUUUUUUUAAACCAUUAGUGUUACAUCCUGCACUUUUGCUACUGACAUACUAUGUACUGUCUUGUAAUGCUAAUAGUAUUAAAAAACAAAUUAUUAAAAAGAUAGAUUGAAAUUUUUCACUUUACCGAUAAUACUAAAAUUCGAUCCUAACAUAGACAUUUGAUACUAAGAAUAAUUACCAUACACUAUCAUGAAUGUCUAGACUAUAUGUACAUGAAGAUUUUAAGAGAAACUUUCAUCUCGAGAAUUAAGCACUUUAAAGGGAGGCAAAGGGUUGAUAUUUUAAGCAUAUGAUAAAUCUCAAAAUUAAUACAUGGCACAUGAAUUUUGCAUAAAGGCAAUGUAAGGUAAGAUUUGAAGUUUUUAACCUAUGAAAUACUGUUUUAAGUACAUGUGACAUGCAAAUUUCUAAAAUUUGUGCAUGAAAAGAGAUUGGGACCCUCAUUCUAAGAAAGUUUACAGAGUACACGCAUGUAUUAGAUAGUUUCUAAAACAUCAUGCUCUAUCAGUGUAUUAGGUAGUGUGUACUAAUAACUGCAUGCAGCUAUUUCAAAGCCUAACAUUUUUAACUAAAGAUGGAUUUUUAUCAUUUAUAUCAGGUUACUGGCAUCAAGUGCGAUCAUAUGGCUCCAAGAACAUGGCUGUUUCAGUUCUAUUCUCACGCCUGACAGAGUUUGACCCUAUUGGAUGUGAGAGUGCUAAGCUAGAGUACACACCCCUGUCUGAUGUGAACAUGGUAUGGACAUACCCAGGACAUGGCCCACAAACCAUGGGGAACUUAGAUCCAUUUGAAAUGAAGUACGUAUUACAUGAAUUAUUCAAUACUAGAGGGUAUUAAGGGCUAACAACUAUAGUAAUUGAAAGUAGAAGAUAAAUAAGAAAUAGAAGCUGUGGCCAGGUUAAUCUGGACACCAUGUUGUUUGAUCAGAUUACACGCAAGACUUGGAACUAUUCACAUCAGGUAAAAUGUCCCAGGUGUUGUGCAAAGUUUGCACAGACCCUUAAGCAACUUUUUAUUGGAAAGUUAACCCUUUAUCUCCUAAAAAUGAGUAGGAUCUUAUUAAUUUUUACAGUAUCCAAAUUAAACAAAACCAAAGUGAUCCUUUUUUAAUUGGUAUAUGCAAUCAAGUUAAAAGUUUUCCAUGUGUCCUCAUUUGGCCAAUUCUCAGAUAAAGGGGGUAAGUUUCUAAAGAAACAGCCAGGGUAAUUUAAUAGUAUCAACUGGGUUGAUAAUGUAAAUAGGCCACUUUAGCCCUUUAACUCCCAUGAAAGACGAAGACAGAAUUUCUCCUUACAAUAUCAAUACAAUAUCAACCAGAUAAAUGAUGAGAAUCGAGAAAAAUAUCAAUUUGGGGAUAAUCAGUUGAUCCAAUACUACAUUCUCUGAACUAGCAUUAUAAGAAUUGUAUGGUUGACAGUAAGGAGAAUGACAAAUUUGAUCUGGGAGUUAAAGGGUUAAAGAGUUUCAAAGCUGAUGUUUUGAGCAUUAGCCCUUUGUCAGAGCCUAUUCUAGGAUAAGUUCCUUUUCCAAUUGAUCUUGCAUGAAUAAAUAAUAUUAUGCUCCUUGGGAUCACAGUUGAUUUUAUCUUUGUUUAAUUUGUUAUAGAGAUCAUUAUAUCAGUUUUGUGGAAAGUAAGAAAAGUAAGAGACUGGACAUAGAGGACUUUUUUCAACUACUUACUGAAGUAAGGAAACCUAUACAUGAGUAUGUGUGAUCCUACAAUAAUUAAGCAUCCUGUGAGGAUUUUUGAGUUGAAUAAUAUGAUACCACUGUAGCCCUUGUGAGAUAUAUGAUGACACAAUGAUUUCUGUGCUGGACUCCAGGUUAAGAAGUCUGGGUUUGAGACCAGGCCAGGUCAUUUUGUUGUGUUCUUAAGCACGACACUUUAAUUUCACAGUGUCUCUCUUCACUCAGGAGUAUUUUCUUACUAAUCAGGCGUGAGGGCUGUACUGGGGAAUAUUGACCCAAAGUCAUGGCGAGGUGUAUACAAAUAUGAUCAAGGGCCAAUAUUUCCUAGUAUGACUCCAGCACUCAGACAAACUUGUUUAUUUUGGAGACAGAAGACAGAAAUAUGUGGCUCCUAAAAUUUCCAUGGAAAUGGUCCAUAUAGAAAAAUCCAGACCAAGCAAGAAUGCUCAGAUUUACCUCAAGAUCUAGACUACCUUGCCAUAUAAUGAAAAUGGGUACUUUUUACCUGGAAAUUGUCAGGGAAUUUGAAGCCUGAUGAAAUGCUAAGGGACAACCUUGUGAUGGCUGGCAUUCCAUUCAGGGGGGAGUAGCUCUUCCUCCUUGUUGCUUUAUGCUAAGGAAAUCGGGAUAAACCCCAGCUGGGUGGGCCACUUUGCUCCAGAGCAGACUCUAUUACCUCAGGUUAAGAGAAGUAAGGGACACUCCCUUUCUUCUCUUUACAGCCUCUGGCUAAGAGUAAUUUUGUUGUAAAACACUUAAAAUGGCCUGUGAAGGCAAAAAAAUACCACAAAUGCAUCAAUUAUCAUUUCAUUUAAUUUUAGUGUGAUAUUCAGACAUAGAUGCAAUUUAGAUAUGCAAUUUUCAGAGCUGUAUUCAUAACCCUUGUAGAUUUUGUUUGUCUCUUGUCAACGAUAAUUAACAGACACAUAGAGUGGUCUGCCUGUGCUAUGACUUACUUUUGCUGUUCUUGCAGGGUGAAGUUAUGGAAGAACAUGAAGAUGUUAGAAGAAACAUCGCUGAAAAAGUAAGUUAGUAAUUUACGAUGACAUAGGCCAACAACAGCAGGCGACUGGCAAAAAGUUGAAAUUUUAUUUAUUAUUUAAGUAGGGAGGGGAAUGAGUGAAAACGAGUUAACAUUAAAAGUACAACUACAACUAAAAGGCAUAAAUUCUUAGGAAAGAGAGGAGAGAUUGUGUGCACUUUAAAAUUGUGUAUUACUGUAGAUCAUCGAUGUUCUUGUCUCGUGGCCUCCGAGUUCCCCGGUUUCCUACACUGUAUUAAGUUUUAAUACCAAACAAAGAAAACUUUUGUUUAAGAUUUCUUUUCAAUUGAAAACCAAAGUAAUCACAACAACCAACCUGAGGAAAUGAGUUGCAAUACUCAAUUGAAAAUGUCUCUAUUGGUUGAGAAAGUGGUGUAAGCUUUUUAAACCAAUCACAGUGAAGUGAUUGAAGUAAAAAGUUCGAAAAUUUUAUAUAAUUUAAGUAAUUAAGGAGGUGAAUGAGUGAAAACAAGUUAACAGUAAAUGGUACAACUGCAAUUAAAAGACACAAAAUUACAAUUCUAAAGAGAAGAGAGAUUGUAUGCACUUUAAAAUUGUGUGUUAUUGUAGAUCAUUGAAUGGAUAUACUUGUCUUAUGGCCUCCAAGUUUCCCCAAUUUUUUUAUGUUUUAAUACUAAUCAAAGUAAACUUUUAUUAAGGAACUCUUUUCAAUUCAAAGUGAAAGUGAUUGUAACAACCACCCAGAGGAAAAGAGUUGUGAUACUCAAUUGAAAAUGUCUCUAUUACUUGAGAAAGUGGCAUAAGCUUUUUAGACCAAUCACAAAGAGAAGUGAUUGAAGUAAAACCUUGAAGAAGUCUUAGACUAGGUUUGACGUGUCAAAUGAAAAAUACUUUGUUUAUUUUACCUUUGAAGGUUCUUAAAAUAAUGGAUGCUGAAAACAAAGGUUAUGUCACCAAACAAGACAUUGAGGCCCUUACAAUAGAACAAGUGAAACAAGUGGCAAAUGAGAUUGAUCCAGACCCUGCAAACACUGAGGAAUAUGAAUUUGCUGUUUUUGAUCUGAAUGAAGUCAAGUAAGAGACAUGGAACGAUUCUUGCUACUUUAAUGCCACAAUAUUUUUUUUCUUUUUUGACAGUAGUUUUUAGAAUUUUGAUGAAGAAGAGACUAAUUUUAUGUCAGUGGUAGGGCAAUAAUGGAUACCUGUAGAAAAACCUGCCCCCCCCCUCCCCUCCCGCCCUCUUACUUGCCCCUCACUGUGGUGCCCUUGGUUGGUUUCCAGGCUGACGUCAUUUGUGAGAUAUGUCUCUUGUUGGUUCCAGUCCUUCCUCUGAAAUUUUUUCUUGGUCUCCUGUUUUCUUCCAUCCCUUAAAUCCAGAAUUCUCACAAGCGUUUUAUUUUUUUCCUCUUUUCAGGUCUGUUUUUAACCAAGCUUUGCAAGAUGGACAUGGAAAACUGACAAAGAACAACUUGAUAGCACGUUACGAGGUAAUUAACAUGACACCUGCAGAAAAAUUGUUACUGGAAAAGGGGUCCAAGAACUAAGACACUUACAAAUAUAGCAAUUUUCAACUGGGUUGCUUCACUUUGCCCUAUGUAAUUUGUCCAGAAAUCUUGUUCCUCCAAAUUUCACAUUUACCUUAGAGCUUUUCAGACAAUUAUAUAAAUAAUGUUUAGACAAUUUGUCAGCCACAGACAUCAUCAGCUGACAUACCAGCCACUAAUUAUGUUCUGUGUUCAUGUUAGUCACGAUUCAUGGCUAUUUUUUAUCCUCUAGGAUUUUGGUGGCUCUGCUAAAGUAGCGAAGGAACUUUACAACAUGCUUCAGCCUAAAAAUGCAGAUUUUGUGUCAGAGGAAGAACUGAGGGAGCGUCUUGAUCAUGUCUUGAAGCUUUAUUUGAAAAAGAAAGAUGAUGAUAAAUCAGGUUUGAAAAGCACACAAAACUUUAGAGUGACUCUCUUUUGAGUGUCAAAAGUAACCUGUGAUGGCAUCAGUUUUGCCUCACUCUGCACUGUGAUUGGUCCAGAAAAGUUACUCAAUUUGCUCAACCUAUUGGAUGCAAAACUAAAAUCAAUGACAACUUGGCCCAUUUUCCCAUGCUUUAAGUUGUAAGCUUGUUUUUACUUUGAGUUGUCAUUGGCUCCUUAGGUUAUUUUCCUUUUUUCUGAUUGACAGUUGACUGAUUACUUCAAUGGUUUUGGUUUUAAGACACUCAAUCAAUAAGCACUCCCAAAUAUGUACUCAUUGACUUAGUGGGAGGGCUGCAGUGAAGUCUGCGCUUUUUCAAAGAAAAGCUAAAAUGUUGCUGUCAGGCCCAAUCAACUUCAGUCAAUAAUCAUUUCAUCAUAUGACCAUGAAGACUUGAAAAUUUGUUUGAACCUAAUUGGAGUGCCCUUACACAAAUCAGUAAUAAGGGGGCUUUCAAGGCAACUAUAAAAAAAUCAGACAAUAAAAACCUUUCCUUUAUUUCUUUGAGUCAGGAAAAAAAUCAUGAAAAACACAACUUCAUCUCUAAUUUUUUGGAGAGAUCCACUCUCUGAAAUGCUUUUCCAAGGUGAAGUGUCAUUUAAUGUUGUCAUAUUUUUUCUUUCUUUCAGGAAUUUUCUAUGAAAAAGAAUUGGCUGAAGAUAAAGAGAUCAUGAAACAAACACAGCUACCAUCAGAUAGCUUGGAUUCCAUACACAGAGAAUCAACACACUCUGAGCUGUGAUUUUCCAAAAAAGCACUUCUUGAUAAGCCCACCAAAGUUUAUUUUGUUGUCAGAAAAAUGCCUUGGUUUUUUUUUGGCUAGUAAAAUAAGCUUUUCACAGUAAAUUAUAAACAAAUUCGGAAACUAUUUCCUGAAAAUUUUCUGUAUUUAUAAUACUGAACAAAAAAGUAAAGUGAAUAUGCUAACUAGUUAAAAGUUACUUCCUGUAGGAAGGAGAAGUGAA
Molecule: messenger RNA, 7446 nt
Organism: Pocillopora meandrina
Lineage: Eukaryota; Metazoa; Cnidaria; Anthozoa; Scleractinia; Pocilloporidae
Source: the annotation of a GenBank genome assembly